GUGUGUGUAUGUGUGAGGCUGAUUAGCAACAGAGGCAUUGAGUCACAAACCUUUCUGAGGUGAACACAAACAGUCUAAGAGCUUCCAACAUCAUGGCACUCAUGGAUUACUGGACUUUGGCUUUUCUUUACCCACAUCUAUUCACCAAGUUAACAGUCAACUAUGUGUCUAGAAUGCUACUUUAGUUACUGCUUCAUCACCAACUAUCUCAGAGAGCAUUAGAGAAGUGAGAAGGUUACAUUUUCCCCCCCCAAAAAAGUAUUUACGGUCAUGGGGAACUCAGAGAGCAUGUGGUGGAUUUUGGUCGAGUGCAUCUGCAGGAUCCUUGGUGUUUCUACGGCAACAGUGUUAUGUGCUGUAGGAGUGGAAACCCUACAACUGGGAGAAUUCAACAGCCUCGGCAUCUACCUACUAGUGUCAUCUGUUGGCAUCAUGAUGUUUGAGUUGGCCUACUUCCUGGAUACACUCCUGGUCAUGUGUCUGCCCCGUCCUCCAGACUGGCAACUGUUUGUGUUGUGGGGGAAGAUGGCGCGCAUCGGAGGCUUCCAUAAGUUCCUCUAUUACUCUAUAAUGUCAGUGGUCUGUUUCUUGCAUCCUGUGUUGGUGUGGCACGCCAUUAUCCCAGGGACAAUGCUGCUAGUGACUGCCUUUUUCAACUUCAUAUUGAGCAAGAAAACAAAGACCAAGUCUCCCAAGAGGCCACAGGAGAGCUACAACGACCAAGGCCUGACCACAGUGUGUGUGACAGAGCGCCCGGACGACACUUUCUCACUCUUCCACAUAGUAACAGGAAGGAGAGGGGCGCGACUGGCUCUCGCAACCAGAGACCACAGCCUCGGCCUGGGUGAGAGAGGAGAGAGCGACCAGGCCAUGCUGGAGCUGGAGCAGACAACAGCAGCUAAAGAAAUUGACAGGGAGAGGAGGAGGCGGAAAGAGAGGAGGCCAAUAUGCUUAAGAGGCAGGGAGGAGCCUGUGGAGAGAGAGAUGGAGGAGAUGGAGGGGCACUAUGAGCCCGAGCCAGACACCACCUCAGACACUGCACCUAUGAUUACAGACUGACUGUCUCCCUGCACUCAGACUGAGCUCCUUACUGAUAACACACAAUGAAAGCUUGAGUAAUGUGUUCAUACUGACUGAGUGCUUUUAUAAAAUAUCCGGUCUGGUAUUGAGUGUAUGUGAUUACAGAACCAAAAUAUGAAGAUUAUUAGAUUUUUUUUAUUACUAAGGUGUUUAUUUUUUACUUCAAAAAGAUCAAUCUAUUUGCGCAAAAUGAACAUUUUAUGUGCUAAAUCAAUUUUGUUUGCUUCAAAUGUAUACAUUCAAACAAAUUAAACCAUUUGUACCUACA
Thunnus maccoyii (southern bluefin tuna) is the source of this 1348-nucleotide messenger RNA. RefSeq names its product transmembrane protein 72 (gene tmem72). The coding region runs from base 271 to 1059 and encodes 262 amino acids. The record is from RefSeq and is a predicted model, not a curated record. Lineage: Eukaryota; Metazoa; Chordata; Actinopteri; Scombriformes; Scombridae. The transcript has 5 exons.